Exaiptasia diaphana is the source of this 1882-nucleotide messenger RNA. RefSeq names its product ecto-NOX disulfide-thiol exchanger 2. Gene Ontology annotation, biological process: ultradian rhythm. The record is from RefSeq and is a predicted model, not a curated record. Gene Ontology annotation, molecular function: protein-disulfide reductase activity. The transcript has 6 exons. Bases 205 to 1704 code for a protein of 499 amino acids. NCBI's taxonomy places the organism in Eukaryota, Metazoa, Cnidaria, Anthozoa, Actiniaria, Aiptasiidae. Gene Ontology annotation, cellular component: external side of plasma membrane; plasma membrane.
GGAGCUGUUGACACUGUCAGGAUAUCAGUAGGGAAAGGUGGUACCAAGUUUGCACAUGUGAGAUUUGUKGAGGCAGAGUCUGUUGAUAUAGCUGUAACCUACAGUGGAUAUAAACUYUACUUAGGAACAGGAAAUGAAAGUUUUGGAGGACGGAUACAUAUUGACUAUGCAAAGUCCAGAGAAGAUGAGAAGGAGUAUGAAAUCAUGCUAAGAGCAAAGGAAAGGGAAGCAAGGCAYAUGAAGAAUGACAUGGAGAAACCUUUGAUAAUGUAUUCAGAAAGUGCUGCAUCRGAACUUAUGCAAAGCAUUCGUUCAACCUCAGGUUUCCAUGARUCUUUUCAAACGCUGGCACAAUGGCUUGAGAGAGGUGAAUGUACAAGAAGAACCUCAUCAACUUUCUACAACUUGUURAGUGCUGUCCAUAACCACAUCAAGAGACUUGUCAAAGAGAAAAAAGAGCAUGAAGAAAUCGUGGAAAGGCAGAAGGUUGAGCAAGAAGAAAGAGCAAAACUUAUGAUGGCUCAAGGCACUGCUAUCAUGAAAAUMUUCCAAGCAGCAUCAAAGAAGAGAUGUUGGGAUCAUUUCAGCAAGGCUCAGAGAAGAAACAUUGAUGAUUGGCAUCAGCAAGUGGAAAAGGAAAUAAAAAUAAGUGAAGAAGAACAAUUGGAGAAACGUGAGGAGGUAGGUAUGGAUCUUGAUGAUGAUCAAGAACACAGCGAAAUCAAAUCAGAACCCACCAGCAGUCUAGUAGACAAUGAGGAAACAGGUGAACCAAUGGCAAAGCAGGCUAAAACAGAAUCAGAAGAAGCCACACAGGCUGCUUUAGAAGCACAGGACAUCAAGUUUCGAGCGCAAAAUGCAAGCUUGAGAGCUCUUGCUGAAAAAAAUGCAUCACUCAUGGGGGAAGUGGAGGGUUACAAGAAGGAAAUUGUAGACCUUAAGCAGAAAUUUGCCAGUGUAUUUCAAGACAAGGAUUUGCAGAUUGCAAGGUUAAUGACUGCUGUACAAGGAUUGCAAAACUUCCUUCAAAAUGUUACUUUGAAUACACCAGAGAUAAAUCCCACUGAUAUCGAAGUAGAGGUUGAUAAAGAAAGUAAAGACGUUAGUAAUAACACGGGACAGACUACUGUUGAGCAAAGUUCUCAAAUUCAACAAACCUCAAUAGAACAACUUUCAAGUGAUCAGAAUGAAGAACCAACAGAGAAUGAAAAACCACCGGAAAAAGUWGAGCAAAAGAAAGCAAAGAACGAAGGUAAAAGAGGACCUCGAACGCGAAGACGAGGAAGGAAGAAGGAGAAACAAAUAACAGAGGAGGAGGUUGUAGAGGAAGUGGAUAACAAGGCAGAAACUGUCACAGAUGCUACAGAAUGCUCAGUCUCCUUAACGAUUGACUUGGCGAAUCCUGCUGACGGGGACGUAGACAAYUUGACCAAGGAUGUUAGUCACUCUCAAAGCGCAUAUAAUCCUGGUGUUGUACGCUUGACAAGCCAAGACAUGACAGUCGUUGGGCUUCUUUGUUCCUAUCUUCAAGUUUGUCCCUAUGGGGCCACCACUGAGCAGGUGCUUAACCACAUACAGCGCCAUGUACCUGGAGUCACCACAGAAGGACUGGCGCUUAUUCUUGACGGUCUUCCAAUGAUAUUUGUAGGAGAUGGUUUGGAAUUUUAUAGUAAAACCUGGAAAUUUAAACAAGUACUGACAUAAAUGAAUAUAUUGAAAACAAACCAUGAAAAAAACGUUUAACAAACUAGUCUAGCAUUUGAAUGUUCAGUUUUACUAAUUUUUGACGCAAAGUCUUUUGACAAUAUUUAACAUGUUAAUCUUUUUUUUUUCUUAUUUUUUGGCUGAAUUUUUUUUUGGAAAUAAAGUAUAUACCUGUCAU